Molecule: messenger RNA, 1477 nt
Organism: Vombatus ursinus (common wombat)
Lineage: Eukaryota; Metazoa; Chordata; Mammalia; Diprotodontia; Vombatidae
Product: promethin-like
Exons: 5
Coding region: 180-662 (160 amino acids)
Source: RefSeq, a predicted model, not a curated record
CGUAGGGCCCCUUGGUUCUCUGCUCCGCUGGCCAAUACAGGUGGGCAACGGGGUCUCGGAAGCUGGAGCUGCGGAAGGAAUCCACACCAGCAAGAAGUAAACAGAGACAUGUGAAAUACAGAGUUGGGUUAUUUUGUUUGCCACCUCAUUGAGGAAGCUUGAGCAGGUAGGAAAGAAGGAUGGUGAAAAUGGAGACUUCCAGUACAUCCAGAGAUUUACAGGAGCUACAGAAGAAGCUAGCUUCAUUGAUCAAUUCCAUCCAGAGUAACUCCAAGGUGAUUGCUUUUAUGAACUCUCCAGUUGGUCAAUACCUGGAUAAACAUCCCUUUGUUGCCUUAACUUUGCUGAUGUUCGUUGUGGUAUCUGCCAUUCCCGUUGGAUUUUUCCUGCUGUUUGUGGUCCUGAUGUCUCUGGCUGCCUGUGUUGGGGUUAUAUUAGUGGAAGGUGUCGUUAUUUCUGUAGGUGGCCUCAUGCUGCUCUGUGUGCUGUGUGGCUUGGGUUUCGUGUCACUGGCCAUGUCUGGGACGGUCAGUGUGUGUUACGUGGUCUUCUCGAGCCUCAUCCACUAUUGGUUCUCUUUCGGCUCACUGAAGCAUCAUCAGAUCCUUGGAAACAAGUGCCCAAAGACUGUCCAAUAUCCCAACUCUACCAGGCACGACUGAGUGAAACCAGUACUUUGUUUUAAAGGCUUUGGGAGAUAUGCUGUGUUCACGAUAUUGGAUUAUGGCUUUUGUCAGGGUGCAGGACUAAUAGGAUUGGUAGGUGAUCACCACUUUAGAAAUAUUAUUUAGUAUUUUCAGGAUUGAUUGAUUCACAGGUUCCUUCAGGUAGUGAUACAGCAACAGUUGGGAAGGCUUUGUCAUGGGGCCAUACCCACAAGAGCACUACCAGCAAGUCUUAGAAAUGACACAACACCCUCCCUUUCCGCAUCCCUCUUCAAACAAUAAGUAAAAAAAUAAAACAGUAAGCAAAAGAGUAAAAAUUCCUCUCCUAGACAGGGAGGCUGCUAGUACUCUGAAAAAACCCAAACCUAAGCCUUAGGACUUACCUCUAGGAGCCCAACUUGUAUAGAUGUGGAACUUUAUUCAAAGCAGAUUGGCAAUUGAUUGUGUCCUCUUCCAUUUGGAGUCUGGGGACAGACAGAGAAAGAGAUGCUUAAACCUUAAUUGCUUUUAUCAGAAUAAUAACAUUUAGAUACAUCAGCAGCCACUUAUUUAAGACUAAAAUUCUGUCACUGGAAUUUAUUGUGAAAGAUAUUUGACUAAAACGAAUACACUCCAAACAUGUACUGUUUAUCUUUUUUAAUGGUUAAAAAAAACCAAAAAAACACUUGUGCAUUGUUUUUUGGUAUUGUUUCAAAGUUUACUCUAUUAGUCCAUUUCCUGGAAAAUGUAUGUAAAAGGACAUACUUUAGCACCUCUGUUCCUGUGGUAAUGCAUUAUUUGCCAUGUUACUUUAUUAAACUAAAUUCUAUUUA